GUUCUCCGCCCCUUCGGCGCCACCACGUGUGUCCCCGAGCUGAGUGGCCAUCCAACUCAAUCCCUCGCCGGCCGGUCUGGGCAGCAGAGGAGGCGAGUAACUGGUAGUCGCUGGAGGCUUCGCUAUGGGAAGUCGUGUGUCUCCGUCAGCCCUGCUCCGUGGUUCUCCGCAGCCGCUGUCGCUGGAGAACACCCGGAGGCGCGGGUUCCAAGCGCGCCUGCUUCUCCCCGCCCGGGCGCCCGCGCCCCUGGGCAGGUGCUGAGCGCCUUCCCGAGCCUCCCCUGCCGCCUCCCUCUUCCGCCCGGCCGCCCGGCUGCUGCAGUGCACAUGGGCUGCUGGAGGUAGAUGGGCUCCCCGCCCGGGAGGCGGCGGUGGAUGCGGCGCUGGGCAGAAACAGCCACCGAUUCCAGCUGCCGUGGGGCCGCGCGCUCCGGGCGCCCCUGCGAGCCCCAGGCUCGGCCAUGGGGACCUCGGCUAGCAGCACCACCGCCCUCGCCUCUGGCAGCCGCAUCACCGGCCAAGUCGGAGCCACGAUGGUCGCCGGCUCCCUUCUCCUGCUGGGAUUCCUCAGCACCAUCACAGCUCAGACAGAACAAAAGACUCCGAGUCUCACGGGCACAUACCGCCAUGUUGACCGUACCACUGGCCAGGUGCUAACCUGUGACAAGUGUCCAGCAGGAACGUAUGUCUCCGAGCACUGUACCAACGUGAGCCUGCGAGUUUGCAGCAGUUGCCCUGCGGGGACCUUUACCAGGCAUGAGAACGGCAUAGAGAGAUGCCAUGACUGUAGUCAACCAUGCCCAUGGCCGAUGAUUGAGAGAUUUCCUUGUGCUGCCUUGACUGACCGAGAAUGCACUUGCCCACCUGGAAUGCAUCAAUCGAAUGGUACCUGCGCUCCCCACACAGUGUGCCCUGUGGGCUGGGGUGUGCGGAAGAAAGGGACGGAGAACGAGGAUGUGAGGUGCAAGCAGUGUGCUCGGGGUACCUUCUCUGACGUGCCUUCCAGUGUGAUGAAAUGCAAAGCCCACACAGACUGUCUGGGUCAGAACCUGGUGGUGGUCAAGCCGGGGACCAAGGAGACAGACAAUGUCUGUGGCACACGCCUGUCCUCCAGCACAACCUCACCUUCCCCUGGCACAGCUCUUUUUUCUCACCCUGAGCACACGGAACCCCAUGAAGUCCCUUCCUCCACCUAUGAGCCCCAAGGCAUGAACUCAACAGAAUCCAACUCUACUGCCUCUGUUAGACCAAAGCUACCCAGUGGCCUCCAGGAAGGGACAGUCCCCAGCAGCACAAGCUCAACAAGUAGGGAGGAAGGCAUGAACAAGACCCUCCCAGGCCCACCCCAAGUCACCCACCACAGACACAUUCUGAAGCUGCUACCCACAUCCAUGGAGGCCACUGGCGAGAAGUCCAGCACGGCCAUCAAGGCCCCCAAGCGGGGCCAUCCCAGACAGAACCUGCACAAGCAUUUCGACAUCAAUGAGCAUUUGCCUUGGAUGAUUGUCCUCUUCCUCCUGCUGGCGCUGGUGCUGAUCGUGGUGUGCAGCAUCCGCAAGAGUUCUAGGACUCUCAAAAAGGGGCCCCGGCAGGACCCCAGUGCCAUUGUGGAAAAGGCAGGGCUGAAGAAAUCCUUGACUUCGACCCAGAACCGAGAGAAGUGGAUCUACUACUGCAAUGGCCAUGGUAUUGACAUCCUGAAGCUCGUAGCGGCCCAGGUGGGAAGCCAGUGGAAGGACAUCUAUCAGUUUCUUUGCAAUGCCAGUGAGAGGGAGGUGGCUGCUUUCUCCAAUGGGUACACCGCUGACCAUGAACGGGCUUACGCAGCCCUGCAGCACUGGACCAUCCGUGGCCCCGAGGCCAGCCUCGCCCAGCUAAUCAGUGCCCUGCGCCAACACCGACGCAAUGACGUAGUGGAGAAGAUUCGUGGGCUGAUGGAAGAUACUACGCAGUUGGAAACCGACAAACUGGCUCUCCCCAUGAGCCCCAGUCCACUUAGCCCAAGUCCCAUACCCAGUCCUAACGUGAAACUCGAGAAUCCCACCCUCCUGACAGUAGAGCCCUCCCCUCUCGACAAAAACAAGGGCUUCUUCGUGGACGAGUCAGAGCCUCUUCUGCGCUGUGACUCGGCGUCCAGCGGCUCAUCGGCACCGAGCAGGAACGGCUCCUUUAUUACCAAAGAAAAAAAGGACACGGUGUUGCGGCAGGUCCGCCUGGACCCCUGUGACCUGCAGCCCAUCUUCGACGACAUGCUGCACAUCCUGAAUCCCGAGGAGCUGAGGGUGAUUGAAGAGAUCCCCCAGGCUGAAGACAAACUGGACAGGCUCUUUGAGAUCAUUGGGGUCAAGAGCCAAGAAGCCAGCCAGACGCUCCUGGACUCCGUGUACAGCCAUCUUCCGGACCUAUUGUAGAACACAAGGGCACUGCAUUCUGGAAAUCAACCUUCUGGCGGGCUGGUUUCAUUUUGUUUCUGACUUUUGUGUUCUGGUGUGUGCGUGUAUGUAUGUGUUUAACAGAGUAUAUGGCCGGUGCUCGAGUUUGGGGUUUGGGGAUUUUUUUUUUCUUUUUUCUUUUUCUCUUCUUGAAAGGGAAUUUAUAAAGCCUUUUCGAUGUAUAACUGUUGGAAAAUGCCCAUCACUAAAGUUUUUUUUAAGUUCCACAGAUUCUCUGUUUUUGCCUUCUUACAUCUUUUCAAAACUGUUCUGUGCACUUUAAAAACUUACCGUAAAUGCAGUGUGACUUUUCCCACAUGCUGGGUUCUGAGACUUCUUAAAAUCAUGAUGGCAUCUUGUGGCUUCUAUAAGCAAAUACAAGUCUUUCAACAGCCGCACCUACUUUUUCUGUUUUUGUUUUUUUCCUCUUUAUCUUCCUGUUCAUCCUUUCCACGUGUUCUUAAGGACCGAGGGGACUUAAGAUCCUGUCGAUUACUGUAAAGCAGUUACACUUCCAGCUAUCUUUUUCAUAUCUUGAUGUAUAGCUCAUAUUCACGGCUGACACUUGACCACACAUCCGUUGCCGAUUGUACGGUUUCGUCUGGACACCGGACACUGCUUGGUGACUUGUACUCCUCUUAAUGCUCAUGUGCUCUGGGCUGGAGAACGAAAUCUUCAAGUCAUCAGGACUUCGGUGGCUUGACACCUGGGCCACCAAAGAACUUGACCUUCAUCCUUUAGGGACACCUCUGCUGCACCUUGGGAAGUCAACCAAGCCAGUGGCCGCUUUUGCACAGCUUGCUUUGGAAGAUUUUUCUUUCCUCUUUUAAUACACAUAGCCAAUAGGUCCAGUUUGUCCUUGGCCUUGCUGGGUUUUCAUCGCCAAUCACUUUAAUUCAAACUGGCUGCAGCUGUAAGAACUCCUGUCUGAUGAAUUAGUGACUACGCUCUCACUCCUCAACCCACCCUCCGACGCUCAGCUGUCAGGCUCCACCGCAGAGGUGGUGUCGACUGCCUUUGUGUGCGUGGGCUUAGUGGUGAGGAACUGAUAUCAGAAAAAUGCCUUCAAGUAUACUAAUUUAUUAAUAAAUAUUAGGCGUUUGUUACUUGA
This is a messenger RNA of Onychomys torridus (southern grasshopper mouse), 3543 nucleotides long. RefSeq names its product TNF receptor superfamily member 21 (gene Tnfrsf21). The record is from RefSeq and is a predicted model, not a curated record. Gene Ontology annotation, molecular function: protein binding. Gene Ontology annotation, biological process: adaptive immune response; negative regulation of T cell proliferation; negative regulation of myelination. The transcript is spliced from 6 exons. Lineage: Eukaryota; Metazoa; Chordata; Mammalia; Rodentia; Cricetidae. Bases 462 to 2411 code for a protein of 649 amino acids.